Molecule: messenger RNA, 864 nt
Organism: Pongo pygmaeus (Bornean orangutan)
Lineage: Eukaryota; Metazoa; Chordata; Mammalia; Primates; Hominidae
Product: putative cytosolic acyl coenzyme A thioester hydrolase-like
Biological process (GO): fatty acid catabolic process; acyl-CoA metabolic process
Cellular component (GO): cytosol; cytoplasm
Molecular function (GO): long-chain fatty acyl-CoA hydrolase activity
Source: RefSeq, a predicted model, not a curated record
AUGUCUGGCCCAGACAUCAAGACACCGUCCGCCAUCCAGAUCUGCCGGAUUAUGCGGCCAGAUGACGCCAAUGUGGCCCGCAAUGUAGGCUAGACCAUCCUGAAGAUGACCGAGGAGGCGGGCGCCAUCAUCAGCACCCGGCAUCGCAACCCCCAGAAAGGGGAGCGCUGUGUGGCCGCUCUGGUUUGGGUCGAGUGCACCGACUUCCUGUGGCCCAUGUGCAUCGGUGAGGUGGCCCACGUUAGCGCGGAGAUCACCUACACCUCCAAGCACUCUGUGGAGGUGCAGGUCAACGUGAUGUCCGAAAACAUCCUCACAGGUGCCAAAAAGCUGACCAAUAAGGCCACCCUCUGGUAUGCGCCCCUGUCGCUGACGAACGUGGACAAGGUCCUCGAAGUGCCUCUUGUUGUGUAUUUCCGGCAGGAGCAGGAGGAGGAGGGCCAGAAGUGGUACGAAACCCAGAAGCUGGAGUGCAUGGAGACCAAGUGGAGGAACGGGGACAUCGUCCAGCCAGUCCUCAACCCAGAGCCGAACACUGUCAGCUACAGCCAGUCCAGCUUGAUCCACCUGAUGGGGCCUUCAGACUGUACCCUGCACAGCUUCGUGCAUGAAGGCGUGACCAUGAAGGUCAUGGACGAGGUCGCCGGGAUCUUGGCUGAACGCCACUGCAAGACCAACCUCGUCACAGCUUCCAUGGAGGCCAUUAAUUUUCACGACAAGAUCAGAAAAGGCUGCAUCAAGACCAUCUCGGGACGCAUGACCUUCACGAGCAAUAAGUCCGUAGAGAUCGAGGUCUUGGUGGACGCCGACUGUGUUGUGGACAGCUCUCAGAAGCGCUACCGGGCCGCCAGUGUCUUCACCUAA